This is a messenger RNA of Ictalurus punctatus (channel catfish), 6410 nucleotides long. RefSeq names its product arginine vasopressin receptor 2a, duplicate b (gene avpr2ab). Gene Ontology annotation, cellular component: membrane. Gene Ontology annotation, molecular function: peptide binding; vasopressin receptor activity. Gene Ontology annotation, biological process: G protein-coupled receptor signaling pathway; regulation of systemic arterial blood pressure by vasopressin; positive regulation of vasoconstriction. The transcript is spliced from 6 exons. The record is from RefSeq and is a predicted model, not a curated record. Bases 1896 to 3473 code for a protein of 525 amino acids. NCBI's taxonomy places the organism in Eukaryota, Metazoa, Chordata, Actinopteri, Siluriformes, Ictaluridae.
AGGGAGGAGACGCAGGAGCCAUUGGCGUUUAGGUAGAAAGCAUAAAUAGAGGAGGGGAAACGCAAACAAUCGAUAGCUCAUGGAAGCGUGGUCCUGUUCCUUUCUUUAUUCCGGAGUUCAGAUGAAGUCAAAUAUUACUGCUCUUUAACGUCACAGUGUGAUGUUAUAGUCCAUGAAUAAUACUCUAGAGAACUUUUAUCUCAAGGUCCAAGCACUAGAAUGAUUUGGCAUCUCGGGCGUUUAGUAUACUUCUGCGAAAUUGUGAAUGAAACUUGGACGGGUAAGCGACUGACGGCAAAGUGAAAUGUAAGUGCAGGUCAGGCGCUGAGAAUUAUGAAGAAAACGGACUCGGUGUCGAUGAGGACAUCAGUGUGGAUUAAACAGCGGCACUGAGCGUUGGGACAGAGCUGCACCAGUCCAGUGACUGAUCAGGGUCGUGGGGAAGCCUGGAACCUAUUCCAGGGAACUCGGGGCACAAGCCGGGGGACAUCCUGGACCCAUCGCAGGGCACAAACUCACACCUAUUCACACACAACAUACAAUUUGGAAAUGCCAAUCAGCCUACAGUGCAUGCCUUUAUACUGGGGAGGAAACUGGAGGAAACCCCGAAAACACAGGGAGAACAUGCAAACUCCACACACACAGGGCAGAGGCAGGAUUAGAACCCCUAACCCUGGAAGUGUGAGGCAACAGCGCUAACCACUAAGUCACUGAUAUGCUCCAUCAGAUCUAGAAUUUGUAAAAGGACUAUAGCAGAGCUGAUCAACAUAUUAAUAAAUAAAUAAUAAUUUUAAAAAAAUAGAGUUGCUGAACCAUGGCUAUUUUUUUUUCUUUUUUUUCUUUUUUUUCUUUUUUUUAAAUUUUUUUUUUUUUUUUUGUAAUGAACCAGCUUGGUUUCUGUAGCAGAUCUGCUUUUGCUCACAGAGUCAUAUGCAAACAUGUAAAUUAUUUAGCUGAAGGAAGCUCACCGAGCCAGAGACUAGCUACAGGGCUACAGGCACUAGGUCAGUGGAGACUUUUCACAGACUUUCACAGAUUUACCCUACCGGCUCCUAUUAGCAAACUGACAACAUGGUUUGUUUAAAAGGUGAUGAGGAAAACAGAAUGUUCAAAUAGGAAAGGACAAAGCUGUAGGGUUUAUUCUUCACUUCAAAUUAAUUACUUACAGUAUAUCCACAAACUAAUCAUUAGUGAUUAAGCAUUAAAUGGUCACCAGUCGUGUUAGUUGCUUGUCUGGGACCUCUGUAAGCAAGGAAUUUUAUGUAACAGGACCUUUACGUUUUAAGUUUUAGUUGAAUACCCCUGCUCUACACCAAAGAACGAAAGACAAAGCAAGUAAUCCAUAAGGUUAGACAACAAAGGUGCAACGGACAAUAAAGUCGUGAGAAAGAACACACAGAACAGAUCUCGCAUUCUCAGAAGGCCACUAUAGCAUUUUAAGUUUAUUUUCAUUAUGUACUCCAUCUCUCAUGUUGACUUUGAUGUACGAAGUGAAAAUGCCUCAAAAGUGAUCCACUAGACAUGAUGGAGAUUUAAUUGCAUUCAUGUUUUGGUUGAAAAGACGGAUUGGAUUUAAUGAGAGCCUUAAGCACUUUCUGUGUAACAUUGCUAAAACAAAAGCUGAGGUUGCGCAGUUAAUCUGCUGAGUAGGAUGGAGAUGUACUUUUUUAAUGAGCUCAUUUCAUAUAUGCAGUCUGUUUUUCUUCAUUGUUGCCUCUGUACAUAUCCCUCCAAAUGACAGCAAUUGAAGAGAAUAGCAAUCUGACAACUGAAAUCCGAUUGGACUUGAAAGGAUUUAGGCCUGUUUGUGAAAACAGUGUAUCUUAAUUGGUGCAGGUAUGCGCCCCAUUGUUUUUGCCGCUAACCUUGUUGAUGUUUGUUUCUAGGACACAGGCAUGACAGCAGCCUCUUGGGAAGUGGAUUCAGCUCAGUCCAAUCAUUCUCUGUUUAACUUUAGCGGUAGCUUCAGUAGCACUGAGACCGUCCUGUGGCUUCUGCCCUCCCAGAACAGCACCGAGGUGACAUGGAGCCCCACCCCUCAGCCGGGCACAGCCAGGGUACGGGACCAGGCUCUGGCACAGGCUGAGAUUGGAGUGCUUAGCCUGGUGCUGGCACUUACCACUCUGGGAAACAGUUUUGUGCUGUGGGUGCUGCUGCGCAAGAGAAAGAACCACGCACCCAUGCACCUAUUCAUGAUCAACCUGUGUGUGGCUGACCUUGUUGUGGCCUUCUUCCAGGUGCUGCCACAGCUGCUGUGGGAUAUCACAGAGCGCUUCCAGGGCCCCGACGCUCUGUGCCGCUUUGUCAAGUACUUGCAGAUUGUGGGCAUGUUUGCUUCUUCGUACAUGAUUGUGGCCAUGACAGUGGACCGCCACUAUGCCAUCUGCUGCCCUCUUCAAGCAUACCGUGGAGGCAAACCAUCGCGCUGGAACACACCCAUCAUGGUGGCCUGGGGCCUGGCCCUGGUACUCAGUUUACCACAGAUGUUCAUCUUCUCACGGACUGAAGUGUUGCCGGGAGAGUUUGAGUGCUGGGGCCACUUUAUUGAGCCAUGGGGCCUCAAAGCCUAUGUCACCUGGAUGACUAUAGCUGUCUUCAUUCUACCAGCCCUCAUCAUCACAGUCUGUCAGGUGCGUAUAUUCAGAGAGAUCCACGACAAUAUCUACCUGAAGUCAGAGAAAAUGGUGACAGCAGAGUUUAAGAGGAACUCCGUGGUCUUCCAUUUCCCUCAGAGAGAAGGACAUCAUGGGAGGUCUAGGAGACACAGAGACUCCCAAGGCAGCCAUAAUCAUCAGACGGACAUCCACGGAUGUCAUUGCAGUAACUCCGCCCCUACAGACCUUCAGAAUUCAUAUGAUGAUCUAUCCAGCCCUGAGCCAUUCGGAAACUCCUCAUAUAACCCCUGUGAUCCCUGUGACCCCUGUUCUGUGCCCCUCCCGCCCACAGAAUUCUCCACAUGUACCAGUCCCCCCUUAGAGAAAUUCACUCCUGAUUCCUGUGAUCCAUCUCACGCACAUACCCUGACAGCAAAUAACGUAUGUUCUCAGUCCAGAGCCUCAUCCUCACUGGCUGGCCAGCUUUCAGGAACUCCUGAACUCUGGCCAGAUGUGUUACCAGAUCUUCCCCCGCCGCCUCCCCCUGGCAUUUCUAAGGCCAUGUCAAAGACAGUGAGGAUGACUUUGGUCAUAGUGUUGGUCUACACUAUCUGCUGGUCUCCUUUCUUCAUCGUCCAGCUGUGGGCAGCCUGGGACCCAAACCCUCCAGACCAAGGAGUAGCAUUCACCAUUCUGAUGCUGCUGGCUAGCUUGAACUCAUGCACAAAUCCCUGGAUCUACACAGCUUUUUCCAGUAGUGUGUCACGCGAGUUGCUUGCUCUGCUGCGCUGCUACGUGCCCACUCCACGCCGUGGCUCACUGCCCGACGACUCCACCACCACACACACCUCAACGACCACCAAGGACAGUAUCUACUAACAUGCACACAAGCACACAUGGAUUAACCACCAGAUUCAAAUCCAUCACCCUUUCCAGUGCCCACAAUGCUUGAAAGAGCAGUACCCCAUGGGCAGCAAGCAUCAUGAAGUAGGAACAUUAUAAGCUCAGUAAUGUGAAUGUUCGCAGUGGAACAGACUUUUGUGUAUGUAUGUGUGUGAAUAUACAUGUGUAUGUAUAUGUGUGUGUGUGUGUGUGUGUUGGGAGACAGGUCAAGAAUAAGCUGUGAGAAUGUGAGACAUUGCCAGAUUGCUAAACAGGAAGACUACUCCAGUCUGGUUGAGGACCAGCCAAAGAGCAGAUACCAAUGUUUGGAACGGAACCAUGGUUGAGAAUAUUGUAGAAGCAGGCGCAUCCAACAUUGCCAAACAGAUUAUUUCAGGAUUGUGUCAAAUUAUUUCAUUAUGUCAGUAUUUACUUUAAAAGAAAUGCUGGAAUGGAUAAAAAACUAGAGCUGAGUAUUCAUUACUGCAGUGAGAGACGAAAAUCUUCUCAAAACUGAAAAAUUACAUCUUGAGAAUGAUGGACUUUAACUCAAGAGGUGGAUAUUGUUAUUUGAAAAGAAAAAAAAAAAAAGGUUCUACAUCCAUUUAUUCUGGACUGCCAGGGCAAUUUAUUUCAGAACUAGUGGAGUAUACCCAUUACUUGUUUAUAUGAGUUCCCUCGCUUGGUACUGAUACCAAAGUUGUGACCCUGUGCACAUGACUGUUACCCUCACAUCACUCUCAUCCUUUUUUCCAUCCUCAUCUUGUUUGUGUAGUUGAGGAAGUGGAUUCAAAGUGCUAUGUAAAUACUACUGGCUGUUGUAUAUCUUUCCUUUGACACUGCAUGUCUGCAGCAUGGAGUAAAUUGAACAACAGACAUGAAUCCCCUCGGAAAGUAAAAGACACAGAAAAGCUCAGCUGCAGGCAAAAAGCUCAGCUGCUCAGCCCCCUCAAACAGGAAGAGUGAGCACCUUUAUAAGGUUGGAAUGAACAGGAUAUGAAGAUGGUAGCAAGCAUGAGACAAAUGCAAGAGCUUCAAUGCAACAGCACAAUGAAGUGCAGCACUUGGAAGAGCUUAUUACAGCUGCCUUGCAUACAGAAACAGUCACAUAUAUACUCUCAAUGACUAAGUCUCAUUGUCUAAGCAUAAAUAAUGAGCCUACCCCAGCUGUGCUGACAGUCCGCCAUCAGAGUCUUCUGAUGAUUAGUGUGCAAUGCAGGAGCGUGGCUCAGGAGCGGCAAAUGCACCGCAGCCUGAUAUUAAGGCUGUCUUAGUGAAACUGAAGACGGGUCUUCCACUCACAACAGCAGAUUGAAUGUGUAGCUCAUUUUGUGGUAUGGUCACCCAAACAAGUUACCAGGAUUUCCCAUAAUGCUUCAACUUCAAAAGUGAAUUGAAGCUGCGACCCAAGAAAAGAGAAUGCAUACUGACUGCAAUGGCAGUGUGGUGGUUUAGGUUAAUAACUUAGAUACAGACACUGAUGGGCUCAUGAAUGUUACUGGCUGAUGAAGCCCUGCGCAUAAAUCAUCAUGACAGAAUCGAGGACCACCAGGCCACCUGAGUCUCAGGUUGAGAAUGGCCUGAGGACAAGCAUGGCAUAGCAGGGGGAUCUUUUAUAGCCUACCCACAUGCUGUUAUGAUCAUGGUUAUGAGGUGAUGAUAUUGCUUUUGGUACUCAUCGAGGAAAGGAGCAAAUGGGAAUUCAUCACUAGUUCUUAAGGAAACUGCCCUGUUGUAGAACCACAGUUACAAAUUACUUUGAAAUCAAAGAAUUCAAUUAUAAUAUAUCCCAGUAAAAACACUAAUUAACUGUGUGAAAGGGAGCCUUAUUACUAGGCUUUUUUUGUGUUUAAGUGAAGUACAUACCACCAAUGGCAAGGUGUUCAAAAUAUGAAAAGCACACAUCAGGAUCACUCCAUUUAUAAUCAACAGACAAUCAAGCACCUGCAUGGCAACAACGCCAAGGUGAACCCAAAGCAUUGUGUGACAAUACUGAGGUGCAGCACAAUGUAGUUUGUGUUUAUGAAAGAGGCUAGUGCAGCCUCCACUUUCUCAAACUAGUGUACUUGUAGCUGAACAGUUCUAUUUUACAGUUUUGUGUAGGACUUAAUACAAAACAACACUCCAAAAAUAAAUCAAAACCCACCCAUAUUUAUAACAGCACUCUAAUUAUUGCCUUUCGUGAUGAUGAAUUUCUACGGACAGUGUAACUUUUUGAAUUUCUGCUCACCUUUGGUACCAUAGUGUAUAAUAUAAAGUCUUAUAGUAUUAUACACCAGUUCUAUUAUACCACAGUUUCAGCUCUACCUCCAGCCAGUUUCUGCUCCCACAAAUGCGUUUUAUAGAUGGAAUUAGGGGACCAUUUAUAUCCUGUUCAGAUUUUAGAAUAACUUAUUUGUAUAAAAGAUAUUACAAAUGUCCUAAUUUAACAGUAUGUUCAAGGAUUGAAAAUAUGCAUAGGUUAAUAUAUCGUACUGACAAAAACGUACCCCUGCAAAGUGCCCAUAUUAUAUGUUUAGUUUUAUCCUCAAACUUGUAGCAUCGUGUGGAUUGUCACUAUAUUAUAAAUUUUGCAUAUUUGACCUCAGAGGAUGAAAGAUAAAAACAACACUUUCACUUAAUGGUGAUUAAUAGUGACUAACAUUUUUUUUCUAAGCUUACAUAGGAAAUCUGUAAUGUCAAGCAGCUGACUUGUGUCAAUAUUUUGUUGAUAUCCUAAACUACUCAAUAUGAGAUAGUGAGAGCAGGUCAUUGUGCAAUUUAACAUCUACUUAAGAAGCUUUCGUGUCUAUAUUUUGAACAUCUAUACAGCAUUUUUCAUAAUAAUAAAUAUAAACUUGUUUUUUCCACAGAAAGAAAAUUUAUUUAAAAUAUGUACCUGAUGUAUGGUAUCUGCAUUAUACUAAAUAUUGUAAUAAAUGUUUUAAAUACCUA